This is a messenger RNA of Rhinocladiella mackenziei CBS 650.93, 1617 nucleotides long. RefSeq lists its product as uncharacterized. Gene Ontology annotation, biological process: ergosterol biosynthetic process. The record is from RefSeq and is a predicted model, not a curated record. The coding region runs from base 1 to 1617 and encodes 538 amino acids. The transcript is spliced from 3 exons. Lineage: Eukaryota; Fungi; Ascomycota; Eurotiomycetes; Chaetothyriales; Herpotrichiellaceae. Gene Ontology annotation, molecular function: iron ion binding; monooxygenase activity; oxidoreductase activity, acting on paired donors, with incorporation or reduction of molecular oxygen.
AUGGGGCUCCUCGCAACCCUCGCCGCGCCCGUUGAGCAACUGCUCAGCACUCUCCCUGUCUGGCAACUCGUCCUCCUCGGUUUCACCGCGUUCCUCGCCCUGUCCAUUGUCCUCCACGUCACACGACAACUUCUGUUCAAAGACAGGAAUGCCCCGCCGGAGGUGUUCUCUCUUUUUCCCGUGAUCGGCAGCACAAUAUGGUACGGCAUGGAUCCAUUCGAUUUCUUCUUCGCCUGCAAGGAAAAAUACGGCGACGUUUUUACCUUUACCCUCCUCGGCAGAAAAGUCACCGUGUGCUUGGGAACCAAAGGGAACGAGUUUAUUUUGAAUGGCAAGUUGAAGGACGUCAGCGCGGAAGAGAUCUACACUGGCUUGACCACUCCGGUGUUCGGAGAGGGUGUCGUGUAUGAUUGCGACAAUGCCAAACUGAUGGAACAGAAGAAAUUCGUCAAGUUUGGCCUGACUCUGGACGCUUUCAAGUCUUAUGUCGAUUUGAUCUCCGCCGAGACGAAACAGUUUGUGGAGCAAGGCACUCCGUUCCACGGUUCGGCUGGCACGGUCGACAUUGUUCCGGCCAUGGCGGAACUGACGAUCUACACGGCAUCACGAUCACUUCAAGGGAAAGAAGUGCGAGCCAAAUUUGACUCCACUUUUGCCGACUUGUACCACGAUUUGGACAUGGGAUUUGCACCCAUCAACUUCAUGCUUCCCUGGGCGCCUCUUCCCCACAAUCGCAAACGAGACUACGCUCAGAGAAAGAUGACCGAGACCUACAUGGAAAUCAUCCAGGAACGACGAGCGGCGGGUGGAAAGCGUGUCAAGGGAGAAGAAGACAUGAUUUGGAACUUGAUGGGAUGUGUGUACAAGGAUGGCACACCGGUCCCGGACAAGGAAGUGGCACAUAUGAUGAUUGCGUUGCUCAUGGCCGGCCAACAUUCGUCGUCGUCGACGUCCAGCUGGAUCUUGCUUCGACUGGCCACACGACCAGAUAUCCAGGAAGAAUUACUGGCGGAACAGAAGAGGGAAUUGGGAGAGGAUUUGCCUCCUCUGACCUACGAAUCACUCCAGAAAUUGACCUUAAACGCCAAGGUGGUCAAAGAGACAUUGAGGUUGCACUCCCCGAUUCACAGCAUCAUGCGAAAGGUCAAGUCUCCAUUGGCUAUCGUGGCCAAUACCCCGACCACCACCAAGACGUAUAUGAUCCCCACCACCCAUACUCUGAUGUCCGCUCCCGGGGUAACAUCUCGAGAGGCUGAAUACUUCCCUGACCCCAUGACGUGGGAGCCACAUCGGUGGGAUGAAGGACAUCCUCUGGCUUAUACUCGGAUGGGAUUGGAGAAGGAAGAAUUCGAGGAUUAUGGCUACGGCAUGAUCAGUAAGGGUGCAUCAUCGCCAUAUCUACCUUUUGGAGCUGGACGACAUCGAUGCAUUGGAGAACAAUUUGCAUACGUCCAAUUAGGAACCGUGUUGGCGACAAUGGUCCGGUUGGUCCGAUUCCGUAACCAAAAGGGUACGAGUCUGGUGCCGACGGACUAUUCGAGUUUAUUCUCCCGACCCAUUGCUCCAGCGGUCGUGGAGUUUGAAAAGAGGUCGGCGAAGAGUGAAAAUAGAGGGUGA